GAUAUUCCUUUACAAAAGAUUGCAUACUGUAUAUGAUGCCUUUGGCUCUUUUGGUGGUUUUUUUACGCUUUUGACGUCUAUCAUUAGUACCUUCAUUGGUCUUUACUAUGGUCUUUUCGGUUUUUUCGAAAACAACAAAGAAAACAACAAAGAAAUCGAAGAAGAAAUCAAAGAAGAAAUCAAAGAAAAAAUCGAAGAAAAAAUCAAAGAUCCUUUAGAAUUUAUUCAAGAUUUGUGGGCUCAAUUAGAAGAGAAAUCUAAUGAUAUCGUUAAUUGA
Dentiscutata erythropus is the source of this 277-nucleotide messenger RNA. NCBI's taxonomy places the organism in Eukaryota, Fungi, Glomeromycota, Glomeromycetes, Diversisporales, Gigasporaceae. The record is from the annotation of a GenBank genome assembly.